Zophobas morio is the source of this 848-nucleotide messenger RNA. Its product is annotated as ras-like GTP-binding protein rhoA. The coding region runs from base 137 to 715 and encodes 192 amino acids. Lineage: Eukaryota; Metazoa; Arthropoda; Insecta; Coleoptera; Tenebrionidae. Gene Ontology annotation, cellular component: cytosol. The record is from RefSeq and is a predicted model, not a curated record. The transcript has a single exon. Gene Ontology annotation, molecular function: GTPase activity; protein kinase binding; GTP binding. Gene Ontology annotation, biological process: small GTPase-mediated signal transduction.
UUUUUUUAGCGAUAACAUUGAAAAUUGUGCAGAUAAGACAAAGUUCUUGUGAAAUGUAAAAACGUCUAAUAAUUUUACUUUGUUUUCGUUACCCGACAAAUGUAGUAGAUUAGUUUAUCAGUGUUAAUGUUUCAUAAUGUCCAUACAGAAAAAACUAAUAAUCGUGGGUGAUGGCGACUGUGGAAAAACUUGUCUUUUAAUAGCCUUUGCUAAGGGCACAUUCGAUUCAAAAUACAGACCCACCGUAUUCGAAAAUUAUGUAGCAGAUAUUGAAGUUGACGGAAAAAACAUUGAAUUGUCUCUGUGGGACACUUCCGGACAAGAGGAUUAUGAUCGUCUACGACCCAUCCAGUACCCAGAAACAGACGUUGUUUUGAUUUGUUUUUCUCUAGCAUGGAUAGAUUCUUUGUACAAUAUUCCGAUUCGAUGGUCGCCUGAAGUAAAACGUUUUUGUCCGAGUGUACCCAUUUUGCUAAUUGGAACCAAAAGUGACCUAAGAGAAGAUGAAGAAGAACUAGAAAAGCUAGAGAAGUUGAAAAAGAAACCAGUAACAAGAGAAGACGCGGAAGCUGUUGCUAAGAGAAUAGAAGUAAUUACUUAUCUUGAGUGUUCUGCAAAGACUAAAUUCAAUGUUCAAACUGUGUUUGCGGAAGCGGCUAGAGCUACGAUUGGUCAAAAGAAGAAAAAGAAGAAGUGUAAAUGUGCAUUAAUAUAAUUUUAACAAUGACAAAUAUGUUUAGUGGUCUAAAAUUAAUAGAAGAAAUGAAUAUUGUGAUCUUGAGUAAAUAUAGUGAUGUAAGCAAGCUACAAUAAUUUUUGUUUAAAAGUAAACCUAAUUUUGACUUAAA